GGGGGCAGCCCGAGCAGCGAGCAGGAGUGGCUUUUGUCCCUCAUCCUUGUUUACUCGAAGAAACUUCAGACCGGACGUGUUUAGUCAGAACCGAAAUGCGUCUCGGGGCCAAGCCGAUAGCAAAGGAAGCUGCCUGGCGGUGGCAGCCGCGCAGAUAGCGCCGCCAUCCCCCAGCCCGGGCCCGAGCGCUGGCGCUCCUCCCGCUCCCUCCUCCCGGCAAACUUUUAUGCCGAGAGAGUAUUUUUCAGUGAUCCCUGGGACAGCUUUAGAAAAAUAAUUAAGCAUGGGCAAAGGAGAUCCUAAGAAGCCGAGAGGCAAAAUGUCAUCAUAUGCAUUCUUUGUGCAAACUUGCCGGGAGGAGCACAAGAAGAAGCAUCCAGAUGCUUCCGUCAACUUCUCAGAGUUUUCUAAGAAGUGCUCAGAGAGGUGGAAGACCAUGUCUGCUAAAGAGAAAGGAAAGUUUGAAGACAUGGCAAAGGCGGACAAGGCCCGUUAUGAAAGAGAAAUGAAAACUUAUAUCCCUCCUAAAGGGGAAACAAAAAAGAAGUUCAAGGAUCCCAAUGCACCCAAGAGGCCUCCUUCGGCCUUUUUCUUGUUUUGUUCUGAGUAUCGUCCAAAAAUCAAAGGAGAACAUCCUGGCCUAUCCAUUGGUGAUGUUGCAAAGAAACUGGGAGAGAUGUGGAAUAACACUGCUGCAGAUGACAAGCAGCCUUAUGAGAAGAAGGCUGCUAAGCUGAAGGAAAAGUACGAAAAGGAUAUUGCUGCAUACCGAGCUAAAGGGAAGCCUGAUGCAGCAAAAAAGGGAGUCGUCAAGGCUGAAAAAAGCAAGAAAAAGAAGGAAGAGGAGGAAGAUGAGGAAGAUGAAGAGGAUGAGGAGGAGGAGGAAGAUGAAGAGGAUGAAGAGGAAGAAGAAGAUGAUGAUGAUGAAUAAGUUGGUUCUAGCGCAGUUUUUUUUUCUUGUCUAUAAAGCAUUUAACCCCCCUGUACACAACUCACUCCUUUUAAAGAAAAAAAUUGAAAUGUAAGGCUGUGUAAGAUUUGUUUUUAAACUGUACAGUGUCUUUUUUUGUAUAGUUAACACACUACCGAAUGUGUCUUUAGAUAGCCCUGUCCUGGUGGUAUUUUCAAUAGCCACUAACCUUGCCUGGUACAGUAUGGGGGUUGUAAAUUGGCAUGGAAAUUUAAAGCAGGUUCUUGUUGGUGCACAGCACAAAUUAGUUAUAUAUGGGGAUGGUAGUUUUUUCAUCUUCAGUUGUCUCUGAUGCAGCUUAUAUGAAAUAAUUGUUGUUCUGUUAACUGAAUACCACUCUGUAAUUGCAAAAAAAAGAAAAAAAGUUGCAGCUGUUUUGUUGACAUUCUGAAUGCUUCUAAGUAAAUACAAUUUUUUUUAUUAGUAUUGUUGUCCUUUUCAUAGGUCUGAAAAUUUUCUUCUUAAGGGGAAGCUAGUCUUUUGCUUUUGCCCAUUUUGGAUCACACGAAUUAUUACAGUGUUUAUCUUUCGUAUAGUUAGCUGAUAAAAAGCUUUUGUGUACACACCCUGCAUACUCAUGAUGAGGGUAAUAAAAGUAAUUGAGACAGUUUUCAUCCAUAACUGAAACUCAAAUCUUGAUCGGUUGAUAUCAGAUUUCACAUAGCCCAGGUUCAUUUACAAAGUGAAGAGUAACCAAUCUACUCACAGCACGGGAUUAUUAGAAUCAAACAUUUUGAAAGUCUGUCCUUGAAGGACUAAUAGAAAAGUAUGUUCUAAUCUUUACAUGAGGACUCUACAUCCUUUAACUCCCAUUACCAUGUAAUGGCAGUUAUAUUUUGCAGUUCCCACGUUUAAGACUGAGAAUGUAUCCCCAAAAGCGUGAGCUUAAAAUACAAGACUGCCAUAUUACGUUUUUUGUUGUUGUUGAUAUUAGUCCCAACAAAGGCUCUGGAGAAAAAGUGCUGGCUGUAAAUGUCUUCUCCUAUUUAUCUAAAUAUGGAUUGUUUAGGAAACUUGAGAUCCUCCAUUAAAGGUAUUUUCAGUUAAUUGGGCCAACUUUUAAAAUCGUAUACCACAUUUUAAAUCAGGUAUAUUUUCCUAUAUUAUGGUUUGCCCCUUUAUAAAUCAAAUAGACAUGAGGGAAGAAGACACUUAAACUUUGUAUUUCAGUAUGAAUUACCUGAUUUAUUUGAAUUUGAUUUUUCUUUACAAAACUCAAGCUCAUUCAUCAGGGUCAUAUGUUUAUCUGCUUAACAGUUUAGGGAACAAUUUGGCAAUUUUGUGGUUUUUGAGAUUAUCGUUCUCUUAAAGUGCCAGUGUUUUAAAAUAGCGUUCUUGUAAUUUUACACGCUUUUGUGAUGGAGUGCUGUUUUGUUAUAUAAUUUUGACUUGGAUUCUUUCCAUUUGCAUUUGUUUUAUGUAAUUUCAGGAAGAAUACUGAACAUCUGAGUCCUGGAUGAUACUAAUAAACUAAUAAUUGCAGAGGUUUUAAAUAUUAGUUAAAUGGCUUUCACUUAAGACUUUAAGGUUUUGUUAUAUACAUAUUCUAAUCUUAUUCUCAGUUAAUACCUCUUAGCAACAUCAUUUAAAUAAGUGUAAGGGCGGGCAAAGUUUAUCCCUUAAAAAAUACUCACUUUACCCUUGUAAAUAGGUUAAUGGGCUGAUAAAGAUUUUUGUGAAACAUUCCAUGUGUUCUCAUAGGCUGCUGUUUACAUAAAUCAGGAAAAACUAAUUUUGCUUUCAGACUAUUGGGUUAAACAAGAUAGUUUUCUAAAGCAAGGCACAUGUAAGUAAAAAGCAGGAAUAGUGAUUAUAAAUCUAAACUUAAGUUUUCUAAGCUAAAGGAGAGGACCGCAGUAGAGGGGCUGAAAUUGUGUCAGAAUUUAUCAAAUUUUUAGUCAAGGAACAAACAGUUAUCUCAUUUACAUAGAAGUUUGCUGUAGCUAUAGAAUCAUUGUUUAUUGCUAGUAGGUGAUCCAGUUAAAACGAAUUCUGCCUCAAGGAACUUCAGUGGGUGUCUUGUGACAGCUACUGUUUUUUUAAGAUGUUGAGAGCGGGAACAGGUUUUUUUGGGUUAACUGGAUUCAGAUCUUGACAGGAAGACAUGGACAAAAACCCUUUUCAAUCUGAAAACAUACUAGCUCUGUUUAGUAUUUCAACAGUGUACCCUGAAACUUGGAUGUGCAAAACUCAAGUAAAUGGGAGGUAGGAGGCAUAACAGAUUUUUUUUUAAGUUAAUGCAUAGGAACUAUUUUAAUGUCUAGAAAUAGUUAACAGCACUAUGGGGUAUAAAGAUUUUCUUAACAUCAAAAGAUUAAACAGUAUAAACUUCAGUAUUAAGUUGUCUGCAUUUUAAAAAUUGAUGUAAAAGCGGCAUACUGAUUAACACUUAACCAAAGUAAUUGUCUCCUGAAGGUUGGGAGCUGUUGCUGGUUAGUGCCUGUAAUUGUUCUCAUGAUCUUCCAUCAGGUGUUGAUACUUGCUCUGUUUUUAUUAAUUAGAGUGAAAUCUGAAAAAAAGUCUUUCGUGUGUGCUGUGCACCACAGGGGUAAGACUUAGAUGAUAAAGAUGGAAAGUGCCUGUGUGACAGAAGCUGUUCAGAUACUUCCCUCACUGCCUGGGGGAUUGUAAGUGUUGCUUAGACGGUAGAGUAGUAUCUGGCUGUAUUGAAAACUGCACUGGAAAGACAGGAUGGAAAUUUUUGAAUGGAAAGCGUGGCCAACUCCCUUGCUUGGCAUCACAUAAACUGUGACAGAAGUUCAGAUCUAGGUCUGCUUGGUACAACAGGCCUUCUGAAAGGGCCUGAAAUAGCUCUUUUUCAGUACCAGCCAGGUACUUUUUGCGUAUGACGGUAUCACUGUAAAUUUGAACAAAUCCAAUACAGCUUAAAUCAGGAUUAACUGCUGCUCAAGUGUGAACCAUUGGCCAGUAAUUAGCUUGCUUAAUUAAUAAGUUGUGGUUAAGUUAUUUUUAAAUAUUUUCAUAUUUGUGCUUUGUCAUUUUAAAAUGACUCUUGAAAUGCUUUUAAAACACGUAAAAGCCAGGAAACGGUUUGGAUACCUAUGCAACAAAAGAUGCAAGCUGGUUCAUUUCUUGUCCCCCUCAUAGCAAAGACGUGAACAGCAGUGCUAACACUCGCCGGAACCUGGGAAGUUCCCUGGGUCUAAGCCAAGUUGCUCCCUGCAGUAAUAAGGCAAAAUGUGGCCCUGUUCUAGGAAUGCUGCUAUUUAACGUUACACCAUGACACAGGACAAAGAAUGACAGGCAUAACUUAACAAGCCACACUCCAGAAUAUAUAGCCCCAUCUUCCAGUGGGUUUCAGUCUGAAAUCAUACCUACCAGGAGGAAAUUUAAUCACUUAGGCCUCUAGGCAUGUCCAUUGGUUUGAACCUUCUGUAUUUAUCGGUCACCUGCUGAAAAAGGAAGUGGUAAUACAGAUCUGGAAUAAGAUGAGGAAUUAUGAUAGACCUUUAAGUGGUGGCGUGAGGUAUGUGGAGACUGAAAGCCAGUAGUGAUGAGAAAAUCAGUGAAAAGGGAUUAAAGAGAUUCUUGUAAAUUU
Molecule: messenger RNA, 4529 nt
Organism: Eubalaena glacialis (North Atlantic right whale)
Lineage: Eukaryota; Metazoa; Chordata; Mammalia; Artiodactyla; Balaenidae
Gene: HMGB1
Product: high mobility group box 1
Exons: 5
Coding region: 284-931 (215 amino acids)
Biological process (GO): regulation of transcription by RNA polymerase II
Cellular component (GO): nucleus
Molecular function (GO): DNA binding, bending
Source: RefSeq, a predicted model, not a curated record